AUGAGUCGGAAACAGAAGAACGUCAAGUGGGUCGUUGGUGCGGCUGUAGCAGCAGCAAUUGCUUCAGCCGUAUAUAAGAUCUAUAAAUCGAUUGAGAAUGAUAAUAGCCCUAAUAAAGAUAACAGUAAUAAUAGCAGUCACAAUGAUAUUAGCAGUCAUAAUGAAUCUGAUUCGACUGCUGUGUCAACUAGAUAUACUCUGAAGAAGAUAGCACUUACGUUAUCCCAUACGAUAUUGACUAGUGACUUACCAUUGAAUGAGAUUCUCCUACAUUCAGAGAACGUGACAUUCAUAUUACCUCCUAACUUACUGUUGGAUGAUCUUGCAUCCAGCAUUGACACAUCUGGAUCUGCGUCUGCGUCUACACUGCUGGUUGUGAUGGUGGAAGAGUCUCAGUCUCUUUCGGCCUACAGUGUACCCCGGACUUUAGUGGAGAACUACAAGCUAUUGAGAUGCAGUAACAUACAUGGCUACUUUAAUAUCUUGAAGAAUUUACAACCAGAUAUGUUGUUGAUAUGUUUGGAUGACUUGGGAAUCACCAAGGACAAGUUCCCUCAGGAUAUUGGACGGUUUAUAAAGGAGAUAAUCUCCCUUGAUCAAGAUAAAUUGGAUGUAAGUAAGAAGUUGUCUCCCAUAUUCUUUACUUAG
Messenger RNA from Lizanozyma spartinae, 648 nucleotides. RefSeq names its product Pex22p (gene PEX22). The record is from RefSeq and is a predicted model, not a curated record. NCBI's taxonomy places the organism in Eukaryota, Fungi, Ascomycota, Pichiomycetes, Serinales, Debaryomycetaceae. Bases 1 to 648 code for a protein of 215 amino acids. The transcript has a single exon.